AAAUGAUUGGUCGAAAACGGAAAAUAUAAGCCAAUCAAUGCUGUUCUUCUUUCCUAUUUAGGCUGAUGUAAACAAACAUGGCGUGGUUCUGGGUUGUCAUAGCUGGUGGAGUUUCCGUGUCCUUGCUGGUCCUACGUAGAAUCGCGAACCGUGCUAAAGUAUGUCCGAGCAAAGCAAUGAUGACAGGAAAGACGGUAGUGAUAACUGGUGCUAACUGUGGUAUCGGAAAGGCUACUGCCUCCGAACUAGCCAAACGAAACGCAAGGGUCAUUUUGGCAUGCAGAGAUGUGGGCAAAGCAACGAAAGCUGUCAACGAAAUCCGACGACGCACGCAAAGCGGGGAGCUGGUUGUCAAGCACCUUGAUCUAGCGUCAAUAGAUUCUAUUCAGAUGUUUGCUGAUAAUUUGCGAAAAGAAGAACAGAGGUUGGAUGUGUUAAUAAACAACGCUGGCGUAUUCCAAUGUCCAUACACAAAAACUGAAGAUGGUUUUGAGAUGCAGAUGGGUGUUAAUCACAUCGGUCAUUUCUUGUUGACUAAUUUGUUAACAGACAUGUUAAAGAAAUCUGCACCAAGUAGAGUGGUUGUUGUAACAUCAUCUCUUCAUAAGAGAGGAACUAUCAAUUUCGAUGACCUCCAAAGCGAGAAGGCAUAUAACAAGGCUAAGAGCUACGCCAACAGCAAAUUGGCGAAUUCUCUUUUCUCAAGGGAAUUAACCCGACAGUUAUGUGGUAGCAACGUCUCUGUAUACUGCGUGCACCCAGGAAUGGUAAUGACAAACAUCAGUAGACAUGUGGUGCCACGGUUCAUUAAGACUCUGUUAACUCCAUUGGCUUUCCUACUUGGCGCUCGUACAAACUUUGAGGGUUGUCAAACAGUUUUAUAUUGCAGCAUUGCUGAUGAAGUAGCAAAAGAAACAGGAAAAUAUUAUGGAAACUGUAAAGUGGAACCAUGGCCUCAGGUAGCAACUGAUGAUGGUGUUGCUAAGAAACUGUGGGAAGUCAGUGAAAAAUUGACUAAGUUAGCAUGACCCCAAAUCGAACUAAGAACUGGACACAGUGAUAUAGAUGAACAGACUAUCUUGAUAUAAUUAUGUUUCUGAUAAAUGUUUAAUAAAAUGGAUGAUUGUAAUCACAAGCAUUUGUGUAGAUAAACAAAUUUGUAUACA
Messenger RNA from Haliotis rubra (blacklip abalone), 1166 nucleotides. Its product is annotated as retinol dehydrogenase 14-like. Lineage: Eukaryota; Metazoa; Mollusca; Gastropoda; Lepetellida; Haliotidae. The transcript has a single exon. The record is from RefSeq and is a predicted model, not a curated record. The coding region runs from base 78 to 1028 and encodes 316 amino acids.